Candida dubliniensis CD36 is the source of this 1527-nucleotide messenger RNA. RefSeq names its product Nem1-Spo7 phosphatase catalytic subunit. Gene Ontology annotation, molecular function: protein serine/threonine phosphatase activity. NCBI's taxonomy places the organism in Eukaryota, Fungi, Ascomycota, Pichiomycetes, Serinales, Debaryomycetaceae. The transcript has a single exon. The record is from RefSeq and is a predicted model, not a curated record. Bases 1 to 1527 code for a protein of 508 amino acids.
AUGAAUUCAAUCAAAUCAUUAGUCAAUUCUUUUGACAAAUUCUAUCCCAAUAGUAGUACUUUUGAUGGUUCAGUGAUACCGCAAAUAAAUGAUAUACCAGAAGAACAAGAAGAAGAAGAACUAGAAGAUGAUAGGCAAACAUCUUUACUACCAAUACAAUUACAAUCUGACAAGUCUACAGUUGACUCCAAAGAUUCACUACUGGAAACAUAUACGCAACAAAUGGAAAUAGAAGAAAAAGGAGGCGUUGAUAAUGACGAAGAAGAUGAAGAAGAAGACGACGACGACGACGAAGAAGAAGAAGAGGAAGAUUCAAUAAACUUAAUUGAAGAAAAGAAAAAGCAAGAUAUUGAUUCAGUAAAGUCACACCAAGAUGAACAGUUUCGACUGCAAAAGCAAGCUCAACAAUCAAUCCUAUUUACCAUUAUUAUUUUCAUACUACGGUGUGUGAUUUUUCUCCCUAACAAUUUAAUUAUAAAACCGAUUUUGUAUGCAUAUUAUAUAAUCACUUUCCCCAUUAGAUACACCACUCAACAAUUUGGAUCCACUAGUUAUAGUUCAAAAAAUGAAGAUGAAUCACAAAUAUCUCCAGCAAUUAUACCUGAAGAAAUAAAUGAUCCAUUUGUUACCCGGGCAAACAAUUCACAAUUUGCUAGCACCACUAAGCCAACACCUGAAUCAGAACUAGAACCAGAACCAGAACCAGAACCAGAACCAGAAGCGGAAUUGCCUAUUCUUGAUGAAUGUUACGAUAAAAAAACUGAACAAAUAAAACAUAAUAAUUUCAUAUCCAAUACAAUGAAAUCACCAACAUCAUUUUCUAAAUAUAUGAUUCCUCCACCACAACGAUUAUUCCCAUUAUCUAGAAAUCCUGAGAAAAGACGAAGAAAGAAAAUUUUAAUACUUGAUUUAGAUGAAACUUUAAUUCAUUCAUUAUCUAGAGGAUCACCUCGAUCAUUUAAUCCAGCAACGGCAUCAAAAAUGAUAGAAAUAAAAUUAAAUAAUAUAUCAUCGUUAUAUUAUGUUUAUAAACGACCUUAUUGUGAUUAUUUCUUACAAGAAACAUCUCAAUGGUUUGAAUUACAAAUUUUCACUGCUAGUGUUAAAGAAUAUGCUGAUCCAAUAAUAGAUUGGUUAGAAAUGGAAAUUCUUGAUCGAAAAAAUAAACGUAGUUCAAAUGGUUCUGCUACAACCACCACCACUACUACCACCAUAACUACCAAUCAGACGAAAAUUUUCACUAAACGAUAUUAUAGAAAUGAUUGUACUUAUAGAUCAGGAGUUGGAUAUAUUAAAGAUCUUUCGAAAUUUAUUAAAGAUGAAGAUUUAAAACAUGUAAUGAUAUUAGAUAAUUCACCAAUUAGUUAUGCUUUACAUGAAGAAAAUGCCAUAUCUAUUGAAGGUUGGAUUAAUGAUCAAAGUGAUAAAGAUUUAUUGAAUUUAUUACCAUUAUUGAAAAGUUUAAGUCUUGCUAUUGAUGUAAGAUAUAUAUUAGGUUUAAAAAAUGGUGAAAAAUUUAUAGAAUAA